Molecule: messenger RNA, 1716 nt
Organism: Manduca sexta (tobacco hornworm)
Lineage: Eukaryota; Metazoa; Arthropoda; Insecta; Lepidoptera; Sphingidae
Product: selenoprotein K
Exons: 4
Coding region: 226-495 (89 amino acids)
Source: RefSeq, a predicted model, not a curated record
GUAAUACCUAUUUUUAAUCUGUAAGAAUUUAAUUAAUUUGAACCAAUCAGAAGCACCGUGAUCAGAAUACAAACGUAGCCCGUCAAAUAAUGUCAAAUUAAUAUUAUUUUGACAUUCAGGAGUUCGAUUUGAUAAAAUUUGCGAUUGGUUUGCAUCUUAAAUGCGAAAUUGUCUCUGUUCUGUAGUGAAAAGUUUAACGAAACAACAAGAAAUUAAAUUCUAAACAUGGUGUACGUUAAAGGAGAUGGCACUGUGGUUGAGCGGAGUCCGUUCAGUCUUUUUGGCUGGUUUUGGGGAGCAGUGGACUUUGUGUAUCUCCUGUUUAUGACUCUAGUGAAUCCGAGCUACAACAAGCAUGGAGAUAAGUACGUGAGGGACUUCCGGCCUCCGGGCAGUGGACCACCGAAACCGCCUUCGCGCAAGUUCGGAGGCUUCGGUCCGUCCGGGUCGGGGCCUUCGCCCCCACCGAUGGGGGGCGGAUGCGGCUGCGGCUAAUCACCCACAUUCCGAACUGAAGAGAUAGUGGUAUGGAUGUUUAAAAACGACUACUGUGAUUUUUGUUAUAACCUAAAUUACUACCAUCAAUUUUGUUUGAGUCAUUUUUUUUUAAUAAUCUGUCAAAGCAAGAUUUGAAAAGACGUUAUAGUUUGUUCCCUUUUUAAAUGUUACUUUUAUUGUAGCCACGGUGUCUUGGUAUUGCUAUCUCACACAUUCUACCUUACGAUUAAAAAGCAGAUCCUGUGAUUUUCAUUACUUUUUUUAGGUAACAAUAUGUUUUGUGUGCUUUGUAUAAAAUGUAAUAUAAAUUAUACAUUUCCUAUAUAAUCCACUCCAAAUUUCAAAUCUCUAUACAAAAAAACAAUUUGCCAUUAAUAAUGUACAUUUUAUGAUCAUACCACUAUCUUUUAAAUAUGACUUUCCAUAUUUACUGUUUUACAAAUAAAAAUAAUAAUUGAAUGAGUUAUAAUAUCAUUAAUACUUAUUUAGAUUUAAGUAAAAUGUCUGGCCAAGUGUGCAUCAGAGUGCAAGGUCUGAUUUACUAAAUUAAUGGGGUCCUUAUUAAAAAAAAUGAUGAAUGUUGCAACUAAUGUUUAGUCCUUGAGUCUCGAUAAUAGCCGGAAGGAAAAGUAAAAAUCUCAGUUAGCUAACUUAUAAAAUAUUAUAAUCAUGCAUUCAUUUAGUUUACAAUAACUCUAUUUUGUAUGCCGGCAUAGGUUUUUUUUAAAUACACUUUUUAGUGUGUAUUACUAUACUACUUUAUUAUAGAAUUGCAAAAUCCAUAUUAGAACAUUUCCAACAUUCUUGAUAUAUAAAACCUAUGAAUAACUGUAUUUGAGACCCAAUAUUGUGCGAUGUUUUAGGUAGGUAGUAUUGCUUAAAAACAUAGAUUUUAAUUCAAAAGCUGUUUUGUCAAUGUCAAUUUAUUUUUUAAUAAAUUCUUUUAUGACAUAUUUUUGAGUAUCGGGGGGUCAAGUAUCCAAAAUCGUUACUGACUACGGACCUGCUCUGUCAGUCAGCUUGAUUAUGUCUCGUAACUAUAAUUUACUACAUCUCAAAACUUGUCUUAUUAACUACAUAUUAUAGUUGUUUAAUAAAAAACAACGUAAAUUGUAAUGAAAGUAAGAAAAUAAUAUGAUUUAUUUGCUUUAAAUAUUUUCUUAUAUAUAAAACGCCUAGAAUUGUGAUGCUUAUUAAUACAUAAUAUUAAUAACAACA